Molecule: messenger RNA, 1227 nt
Organism: Penicillium waksmanii
Lineage: Eukaryota; Fungi; Ascomycota; Eurotiomycetes; Eurotiales; Aspergillaceae
Gene: ayg1
Product: heptaketide hydrolyase ayg1
Exons: 5
Coding region: 1-1227 (408 amino acids)
Source: RefSeq, a predicted model, not a curated record
AUGCCUCAAUGGAUUCUAGGAGAUCGAUUCGAAACCACUUACCCUCAUAAGGGAUCUAUUAAGGCCCUGUGGGAGACGAAGUGGAAGUUUGUCGCUUCAAAGUCUAUUUAUCCAUUUCACGAUGGCGCAUUUGAGGACUUUGAGCCGAUCUUCGAGAAGCUGAUUGCCGAAAAUAUCAACGACGCCUUCUCCGACGCCUACACAAACGCUUUCCUCCCCAUUGCCUCCAAGCUCGAAGCCCAAGCAGUUGAAGCGCUCAACAAUGGCCAUCCAGACAAGGCAUCCGACCUCUACCGUCGUGCCUCCGUCGUCCUUCGAAUCUCGCGCUUCCCAUACGUGAGCCCCAGCAGCCGUCCCGAGUCCUCCAUCAAGCGAGUCGCCUUCGACCGCCAGAAAGACGUAUACCUGAAAGCCGCAUCGCUGUGGAACCCGAUCAUCAAGGAAGAAAUCAUCCCACACAAGCACGCUACCGGCAAAGAUGGCAAUCAGAUCCCAAUCUACGUCCGUCUCCCGAAUGAAGCGAGCGAGGGUCCGGUCCCUGUCAUCCUGAUCAUGACCGGACUGGACGGCUACAGACCCGACAACAGCCAGCGCACGCACGAGAUCAUCAACCGCGGCUGGGCAACUGUGAUUGUCGAAAUCCCCGGCACAGCCGAUUGUCCCGCUGAUCCUGCCGACCCUGAGUCCCCGGAUCGUUUGUGGUCUAGUGUUUUGGAUUACAUGGCUUCGCGGCCUGAGUUUGAUAUGUCUCGUGUCGCGGUCUGGGGACUCAGUGCCGGUGGCUUCUAUGCUAUUCGUGCUGCUUGUACCCAUCGUGAUCGCCUCAUUGGAUCUAUGGCUCAUGGCCCUGGUAGCCACCAUUUCUUGGACCCGGAUUGGCUGCGUAAGGUCAAUGACCAUGAAUAUCCGUUUACUAUCACGGAUAGCUGGGCUGAGAAGUACGGCUACGAGAGCACGGAGGACUUUGUGCGAAAUGCGCAGAAGAAGUUCUCGCUUGUUGAGACUGGCGUUGUGGACCAGCCUAAUUGCCGACUGCUAUUGUUGAACGGCGUUGAUGAUGGAGUCGUCCCCAUUGAAGAUUGCCUUGUUCUUUUCAACCACGGUGGUCCCAAGGAAGGCCGUUUCUUCGAUGGUAUGGUUCAUAUGGGAUACCCAAACAGCCUACCUGUUUCUUACAAGUGGCUUGAGGAUCUUCUGUCACCCAACAAGACCGAGGUAAAGAACUAG